AUGGUUCUAAUCAAUCGUAAACUACUUAAACUGGUAUUCUGGCCUCUCAUUUUCGUCUUGAUUGUUAUUUGGACAUCUUCAAGUUCAAAGAUACAUGGAGAUUCCUUUGGUUAUGCGGAAUCAAACUUAUCCUAUGGUUCCUAUGGUGCCGAUUUUGGCAAUUUCAAGCGAGCAUCACAAGCAAAAGAUCCGCCUGGUAUCACGAACAAAUCACUUACCCGUAACAAAUUUGUCGUGUUUGUACUUCAUGACACACUAUUAUUCAAGAUCAAGCGGCGAUACAAGUUCCUGGCAGCAAGGUUUAGAUACUACCCUAACACUGACGCCUCAUUCAACGUAGAAAGGAACCCUGGACCAACUACUUCUGAUGAAAAUAACUGGAAGAAGCCACCAACGGUGCGCAAUAAUUCUGCGAAAGUUAUAUCCAACACAUCGAAUUCUUGCAAGACCAAAGAUAACCAUGCAACGUUUUCUUUCCGUUGUUUGAGUUGGAACUGCCGCAGUCUAUUCAGUUGGCACAAAUUACCCGACGGAGAAACAUGGUCAAACCAUACAAACUUUCUGGAUUUAGCAUACUCUGAACCACUUGACAUGAUCUUUCUCACCGAAACCUGGUUGUCUGACAAACAUCUCGACAAAGAAAUUCUUCCUCAUAACUACGACGUAUUUCGUGUCGAUCGAAAACAUAAAACUGGAGGUGGUGUUCUUAUCGCUAUUAAGGAAUUCUCUUUUACUGAAGUUAAACAAGUGGCCAUUGAUCAAUACCCUGAUCUUGAAAUCGUUUGCGUUGAGUGUAGUACGGGCAAAGACAAGCAGACUCUUGUAGCUUGCUGCUACAGACCUCCAAAUUCUACCCAGAAUUGGUUUCUCUCUUUUAAAGAGUUCUUGAAGUGGGCUGGCCGUGCGUACGAGAAAAUAAUCAUCACCGGUGAUUUUAACUUUCCUAAAAUCUCGUGGUCUGAAAGUGCUGUAAUACCUGGUGGAGAACCUGAAUAUCUCUUUUACAAUACAUUGUCCGAUCAUUAUCUUAGUCAACUGGUUUACAUUCCAACAAGAGAACAGAACACUCUUGAUCUUCUCCUCACAAAUAUGCCUGACAACAUUGCUAAUGUCGAUAUCAUUGACUCCUCUACAUAUAAUUUAUUCUCGGAUCACAAAUGCAUUCUCUUUGAAUUCACGCAAAAAUUACCAGCUUCUCGCAAGAUCAGAAGAACAACUUACGAUUACAAACGUGCGGACUUUGAAGGAAUGAACAGGGCUCUGGAGACGUUCGAGUUUGAUUGGAUGACAAAUAAUUCCACCUCUGACAUUAACGACGAUUGGACUUGCUGGAGAGAUAGUUUUCUCACAAUCGCUGACAACUACAUUCCUCAGAAGACCAUCAAAGGAAAGUUUAAUCCACCAUGGAUUACUGGUGAAAUAUUGAAUGUGCUCAAAAAGAAAGAAACGGUUCGCCGAAAACUGCGACGCACCAUCAAGACUUGUGCAGACUCGAUCACGGAAAAGUAUAAAUCACUUCGAAAUACAGCCAAGAAGUUAAUUAAGGACAGUCGAGAAAAUUUUUUUGCUUCAAUGAGCAAGUCUCUGUAUUCCAACCCAAAACGCUUCUGGUCCUUCUUCAAAACAACCACUAAGUUUUGCAGAAUACCACAACAAGUGUCUUCUGCAAAUGGUACAAAUUCAUUGCGUACCAGUUCAAGCAACGCACAAGAAACAGCUAACCUUUUCAAUUAUUAUUUCAAUUCGGUGUUUUUAAAAGAGUCUGAUGAGAACUACAAUCCAGUUCCACCUGUUUCCAAUGAAUCCAUCACAGAGAUCAUCCUUGAACAGUGCGAAGUUCGCAAUGCACUCAACAGUCUGAAUCCCAAUAAAGCCUUUGGUCCUGACAACAUACCCACACGUUUAUUGAAGGAAUGUGCUUCUAGUAUCGCUCCAUCACUAACAUAUUUGUUCAAUAAAUCGCUAAACUCUGGCAAUCUACCGACGGAAUGGAAGCUCUCUAAUAUCGUUCCACUACACAAAAAGGGUAACAAAAGCUACGUUGAGAAUUACAGACCCAUCUCACUGAUGUGUGUGGUUGCGAAGGUUCUCGAGCGCUGCAUUUAUAAUCGAUUGGUAGAUCACAUUCAGAAAAUGUUAUCGGAUGAACAGCAUGGAUUUCUAAGAGGAAAAUCAUGUGUUGGCCAACUGCUUUCCGUUCUUGAUCGCAUCGGCAAAAACCUUGACAUGGGAUUGCAAACCGAUAUCUUGUAUCUGGAUAUUGCCAAAGCGUUUGACACCGUCGACCACAAACUACUUCUUCAGAAACUCUUUCAUUUCGGUGUCGCGGACAAAGUUUUAAACUGGUUUUCUAACUACCUUUCAGAGCGACAACAGCGUGUGUUAGUUCACGGUGCAACAUCAGAUUCCCUCCCAGUAACGUCUGGCGUCCCUCAAGGGUCGAUCCUUGGUCCAUUGUUAUUCUUAAUUUACGUCAAUGAUCUUCCUUCGUCAGUGUCUUCACCAUCUGUAAACGUUUCUCUAUUUGCUGACGACACAAAAUGCUUUUCAACCAUUGAGUCCCUAAGCGAUGCAAGGAACCUAAACACGGAAUUUAAAAAUGUGCAGAACUGGGCGCAUAGUUGGCGACUGAAUUUCAAUGCAGAGAAAUGCAAAGUCCUUAGUAUCACCAGAAAACGCUACCCAAUCGUUGCUGAAUACGUCAUCGAUGCCCGAGCUUUGCAACACGUUCCCAGUCAGAAAGACCUUGGAGGCAACACGUUCCCAGUCAGAAAGACCUUACAUGGUCUAUCCACAUACACGAGAAGAUUACCAAAGCGAACCGUAUGCUUGGCAUGCUGA
Messenger RNA from Paramuricea clavata, 2841 nucleotides. The record is from the annotation of a GenBank genome assembly. NCBI's taxonomy places the organism in Eukaryota, Metazoa, Cnidaria, Anthozoa, Malacalcyonacea, Plexauridae.